Molecule: messenger RNA, 2556 nt
Organism: Daphnia pulicaria
Lineage: Eukaryota; Metazoa; Arthropoda; Branchiopoda; Diplostraca; Daphniidae
Product: lamin Dm0-like
Exons: 12
Coding region: 167-1966 (599 amino acids)
Source: RefSeq, a predicted model, not a curated record
UUUUUUCUCCAUAUGCGCCUACAGUUUCAUACCCCGCUUGCUUUUUAACUUGUAAGGGUGUGUCGGUUUGAAACCCUAGAAUUUUUUGAAUAGUGUGUUUCUCUAAUCUGUACUUUGCACUGACAAGCACUCGUUUGAAUUAAACAAGACUUACUGGAAUUUCAAAAUGUCUACAAGAAGUAAAAAAACACCGGCAUCUAGCUCGCAAGCAUCCAGCUCGGCUUCCCAAUCACGAAGCUCACCUCUCAGCCCAACACGUUUAACGCGCCUUCAGGAGAAAGUCGAACUGCAAAACUUGAACGAUCGUCUUGCCAACUACAUCGACCGAGUUCGCCAAUUAGAGUCUGAAAACAACCGCUUGACUCUUCAGAUCACCACCACACAAGACACCAUUUCUAGGGAGGUGACUUCUGUGAGAGGUUCAUACGAAAAAGAACUUUCAGACACCCGUCAACUCUUGGAUGAAACAGCCAAAGAAAAGGCAAGACUUCAGCUUGAAGCAGGACGGGCAAGAGCUGAGUUGGGAGAAUUGACUCCAAAAUACAACAAAGCCAAAAAUGACCUCCUUCAAGCAGAGAAAAAGGUCCAGCAGCUGGAAACCCGUAAUAAUGAGCUUAAUGCGUCUCUUCAUCAGCUAAGAAGCGACAUGGCCAGAGCCAAUGAGGAAAAGAAGGAUGCCGUCUCUGAGAGGGACAAGUUGGCAAAGCAAGUGCCAGAAUUACAACAACAACUCGAGACGGAAUUGCUGGCCCGCACCGAUUUGGAAAAUCGGAACAUGACUCUCAAAGAAGAGCUGUCGUUUAAACAACAGAUGUACGAGCGAGAGAUGACCGAAGUAAGAUCCAACAAGCAAGUUGAAAUCAGCGAGAUUGACGGACGCCUUCAAGAACAAUACCAAGCCCGUUUGCAGUCCACAUUGCAAGAACUGCGUGAGCAAUACGAAUCCCAGAUUCAACAAAGCCGAGACGAAGUCGAAGUCCUAUAUCAGAAUAAGGUUGAAGAUUUGGAAGACCAGGUCAAAAAGCAACGAGGUGCAGCUGGCGCUCAUUACGAAGAACUCAUUCAAGCUCGUAAUCGUCUGAAGGACGCCAACCUUAAACUGUCUGAAUUGGAGUUGGCCAACUCUCACAUGAAGGACCGCCUUGGUGAGAUGGAACGAAACAUGGAAACCGAACGCCAAACGCACGCAACAGCUAUGCAGGAUGCUUCAGCCGUUUACUCUUCCAUGUGCCAGGGAGAAAUCACCCGCCUUCGCGAACAAAUGGCCAUUCAGUUGCAAGAAUACCAGGAUUUGAUGGAUAUUCGUACGGCACUCGACAUGGAGAUUUCCGCUUACCGUAAGCUCCUUGAAGGCGAAGAAACCCGAUUGAAAUUGACGCCAACGGCGGGUGCCUCCACCUCACAGAGCACUCGCGCUGGAACUCCGUCCCGCCGCACGCCGACACGCGCUCUGAAACGCAAGCGGACCAUGCUCGAAGAAUCCUCCUCCUACUCUUUGGCCGAUUUUAUCACCUCUUCAAGCGCAAAGGGAGAAGUGCAAGUCGAUGAAGUCGAUUCUGAGGGCAAAUUCAUCCGCCUGAUCAAUAAAAGCGAAAAGGAGGUAUCGUUGAGUGGAUGGCAGUUAGUGCACAAGGCCCAGGAAACCGAGACCAUUUACAAAUUUCAUCGGUCAUUGAAAGUGGCUCCCGGAGGCACAGUGUCCGUUUGGUCGGCAGGCAGCGGAACAGCUCACGAGCCGCCUUCCACACUGGUGAUGAAGGAGCAGCGAUGGUUUGUGGCCAAAGAAAUGGUGACGCAAUUGCUCGACAGCAGCGGAGAGGAAAUGGCUCAGCGGGAGAGCAAACGAGCGCAGACCAGUACCUCCAUUCUCCGUCAAAGGGAGGAGUAUCGCGGCUUGGGUGGUCCCGAGGAGCUUCACCAUCAGCAGGGGGACCCCGAAGGAAAAGAUCGCUGCGUUGUAAUGUAAUCAUCUCAUGAGUACUUCAUCAAGAUGUGUUCACCGAAGCUUUUUCAAGUGUCUUAUGAUUGGGUCAACGAGUUCUAUGAUGUGGAGAGAAAAUCAGAGAAAAUUACAAUUACAAAAUUACGUGUGUGUGUGAGAGAGAGAAAAAAAGAGAGAUGAAUGUGUGCGUUCAAAUAUUUCUGACGCAAGCCGCCUGCCAUUUAUUAAAUUCGUUCCACGAGAGAGAAAAAGAUAAACACAAAACAAAAUUGUCCGGUUCGUGUCGAGGUGAAUUCGUGCGUCUGGAAUCAUUUCUCACGAGUUGCGCGUACACACUAGUUUUGACUAGAUUUUUGCUUGUUAAAUGCAGAGGAACGGCCCAUAUAGAAAGUAAAAAACAAAAAAAAAAAGCAAUCCCAUUUUUUUACAUCAUCAUCAUUUUUGGAGUUCAUUUAAAGUAACCGAAAUUUCUUUUGAUGUUUUGCCAUCCCCCCCUUUCUCCCUGCACUCAUCUCUUCAAAUAUUAUUUUUCUGUUUUCUUCUUUCUCGGCUGCCGCCUUCAUCUUCAUUAAUGCGUUGAAUACACACCAACCAAAUUCUUUUUUUAAAAAGGG